AUGGGAACCAUGCUUCUCCCAGGACCGCUGCUGCCUGCCGGAAGCUCUCUAGGUCUUCUAAUUCAUCCUUGGAUCUCAGUAGUUCCUUCGUUGGCGCUUGGCGGCCUCCCACUCGCUGCCGGAAGCUCAGAAAGAAAAGCAGUGGGCCUCGGCAUCGUCGACGAGCUUGGUGGCCAGUAUGAAGAGGGUUUCAAUGAUGUUCAUAUCCAACUUAUUAAUUAUUUUACAUACAAAGCUUCAAGGACUGUACUUCAUCAGCUCUAUGAAAUGAAUCCGCCAAAUUAUAGAUGGUUUUAUAAUUUUUUGGCAACAAACAAAGCCAAUGAUGGUAAGCGUUUUCUGCGUCAACUUGGAAAGGAGAAACAAGACCUUGCAGAAAGAGUGAUGAUAACCCGUCUUCAUUUAUAUGGUAAAUGGAUCAAGAAAUUGGAUCAUGCGAAGAUGUAUCAACAAAUAUCGGACGAGAACUUGCAGUUGAUGCGUGAACGGUUAAUUGAAACAGUCAUUUGGCCAUCUGAUGACACAAACACAGAGAAAAUUGGGUGAUAGGAUUGACAUGCAGCAGGGUUGUUCUUCUCCUAUUAAUUUGAUUAGUUAAAGUCUUGGUUCAUACUUCAUAUUGAAUCUCAAUCUCCACUGUCGUUACAAGCGUUCAUAUUGUAUGUUAUUUUAUUCAAAGCUAAUAAGCAAACCAAGAAAAUAGUUUCUAGAAUGAGAAGCUCAUGUUCUUAUAUUAAACACAACUCUGUAUAUAUAUAUUUUUAGAUGCUAGCAUGAUUCACCUUUUUG
This is a messenger RNA of Dioscorea cayenensis subsp. rotundata (Guinea yam), 789 nucleotides long. Its product is annotated as chaperonin-like RbcX protein 2, chloroplastic. The record is from RefSeq and is a predicted model, not a curated record. The transcript has 6 exons. Gene Ontology annotation, biological process: ribulose bisphosphate carboxylase complex assembly. Lineage: Eukaryota; Viridiplantae; Streptophyta; Magnoliopsida; Dioscoreales; Dioscoreaceae. Gene Ontology annotation, molecular function: protein folding chaperone. The coding region runs from base 1 to 546 and encodes 181 amino acids.